AUGACCAUGUUGCACUCGACCCACCCUCACUUCAUCCGCUGCAUCAUCCCCAACGAGAAGAAGAAGCAGUCUGGCAUGAUCGACGCCGCCCUGGUGCUCAAUCCAGCUUACCCGCAACGGUGUGUCCUCCGGAAGACCCGAAGACUUCCGCGGCUGCCGCUUGCCCGCAUUGUCAAGGAGAAGAAGCUGACUGACGGUAACUUCCGUGUCGGUCUCACGAAGCUGCAAAACACUAACCUAGUUAUCCAAUACCCAUCUGUUUUCAGGCCUUCUUCAAGGCCGGCCCAGAUCCGUGGAUACUACAGCCAGAUCGAGAUCAAGCAGCGUCGCAUCCGCUAUGAAGCCCUUGCCAUGCUCCAGCGCAACGUGCGCAACUGGAUCCAACUCCGCACCUGGGAAUGGUUCCGUCUCCUCGGAAAGGCUAUCAUAUCAACUGAUCGCAAUAACGAUGAUAUCGAGACCAAGGACAGGAUGAAGGAAGAUGGUGUCCGUGUCCAGAAGGAGAUUCCCAAGAACUCCUGGCGCAGCUUGAGAGCACCAAGGACGCUACCUGCCGUCUUGAGGGAGAAGAACAGGCUGCCUAGGAACUCCCUCAAGCACAAGAAGAACAUCGAAGGACACUGUGCCGAGCUCAAGAAGAACCAGCAGGACCUUGACCUGACCCUCCGCAAAUCCGAGGCCGAGAAGCAGAACAAGGAAUUACCAGAUCCGCGCCCCUUCAAGAUGAAAUGCGCCAGCAGGAUGAGAACAUCAGCAAGC
Molecule: messenger RNA, 759 nt
Organism: Mesorhabditis spiculigera
Lineage: Eukaryota; Metazoa; Nematoda; Chromadorea; Rhabditida; Rhabditidae
Source: the annotation of a GenBank genome assembly